Messenger RNA from Apis mellifera (honey bee), 4933 nucleotides. Its product is annotated as serine/arginine repetitive matrix protein 1-like. Bases 2233 to 4050 code for a protein of 605 amino acids. The record is from RefSeq and is a predicted model, not a curated record. NCBI's taxonomy places the organism in Eukaryota, Metazoa, Arthropoda, Insecta, Hymenoptera, Apidae. The transcript has 3 exons.
UUUCUUUUUCUUUUCUUUCAUUUUUAAAAAAGAUCUUGCUAAUGGGCUACUUAAUGUCUCAAUUUAAACAAAGAUGAAAGGGAAGAAAUAUGCAUCUAUAAUAUUUUUUAUGAUAUUUUCAACGAUCAGUAACAAAAGAAUUACGAAAAUUCUGCACAUAUAUAUAUAUAUGUAUACAUAUUACUUUUUCUUAACAUACCGCAGAUCCCAUUCAUCGAUUCACUUCGUUGCACUACUUUCUUUCUCUAUCUUUACUUUUUUUUUCGAUACUCUGCAAAGGUGUAUUUAUCUCUCGCAAUUACUUGUUUCCUCCGCGUUUCCUUCGACCCAUUCCGCGCUCUAACUAUAUAUCGUUUUGGCUUACUCAUCCUUUUUCCUCGUAUCGUUCGCGCUCACGUCUUUUCCUCCGUGUCUCUCUUACAUAGCACGCGUAAUUGUACACGUAUACACACGCGUCGAUCACUCUCGUCCUGCUUUUUACACUCCCUCUUUUACCUCUCUAACCCCUCGAAUCCCACUGCCUGAUUCCCCUACUCAUAAUUCCCUUCUCUUUCUAUCAUAUACAAACAGCAUAUAUACUAACGACGAGAUCCAUUCGCUUGUUCACAAAUAGUGACAGAUUCGAAGUACUAGUUUAGAUCUAUCUACUAUUCCGAUCCCUUUUGAACGAUUUAGAUAUCUAAAAACUUUUUUUCAAAGAAAAAAAGUUAGUAAAUCUAAACAUAGUCGAUUUCGUUACAUUCUUUACGUAAUGUAACUCUAUCAUUUUUUUCCUUCUUGUGUAAAUUUGUGAAAAUCGCGUCGGAUACGUUUAAAUCUGUCAGUCUCUCCAGCAUGUCCUUUUGCCAACACACCAAUACACUGGCGCGUACCAUCGAACACACGUACAUGCGAUCGGGAGAGAUAGGCACAAAGGUUCGGCGUAGCACGUCCACUGCCUACUCGAGAACUCGGGCUAGAGCUCGAGCUCUCGAGCCCAGUCACGUGGUUCUUCGAACACGAAGGAUGUUUGUCGGGAUCGCGAAGUCAGUUAGCUGUAGUCCGUUCAGCGGGCAACAGAGAGAGAAACGGAUUAUAGAACGUGCUAUUGCUUGUGGACCAUUCGACGGACCGUAGAGGGGAGAGAAGGGUUCAGGGGACAUAACAUAGGAGACGAUAACGGAUCGAGGAUACCACGGACCGAGUUUCUUCAACCGAGUCCUCGCCGGUCUAACGUGUCACCUUCUCUUCGCCUCACCUCGUCUCGCCUCGCGAAGCCUCACCUAACCUCACUAUACCUCACCCCACUUCACCUCAACUCACCUCACCGCACUAUACCUCACCUCGCCUCGCCUCACCUCAUCUCACCUAAGCUUACCCUACCUCGCUUCACCUCGCCUCACCUCACCGCUUCACCUCGCCUCACUCGCCUCGCUCGCCUCGCCUCACCUCGCUUCACCUCACCUCACCUCACCUCCUCUCACUUCACCUCGUCCCACCACGCCACAAUUCGCCUCAACUCGCUUCAACACGACUCGCUUCACAUCGCGGCAACGUUUCGCGCUUGUUUCGCGUUUAAAUAAUCGAGCGUCUUUGAAAAUGUCGCGCGUUCCACAAAUCGAACCAGUGUUAUCCCGUGAAACUGUGAAUCACGAAAACACUCGUAUCAUCGCGUCGAUGAUUAAUUAUUGUUAAAUUAUUUAUUGGUGUUUUUCUUUUUCGAGAAAACGUACAGUUGUUCGGUAUAAAAAAAAAAAAAAGAGGAAGAAAAUAAGGAAUGGAAUAAAACUCGAAGGCGAUAAAAUUGAAGCGAAAGAGAAAUUAUAGAGAAUAAACAUCUAUGCUGCAUCGGCGCAUCUGCCUUCAUCGCGUCAAUGUUGUUCGCGUGGCGAACAUCAACAUCCAUGGAACGCAAAAACGUGACGCGGAUCAUUCGAUGAGCAAUUUAAUUGUUUAAUUUCAAAUUGCAACUUAACGUUAUCGAUCGAGGAGAAUAACAACUUCUGGUUUAAUUGUCUUCGUUAAUUAUAACCUGUUGAAUAUAUACUUUCAACUUUUAAUCACGAAUCCGCUUAUCAUUUAUCGUGUAGAUAUGUAUCGAUCGAGAAACCGGAGAUAAUCGAGAUUAUCGUUAUCACGAAUAAAUUUCCAGGCUUGAGUAUUCGGAUAAAAUCGAAAUGUUCGCGAAACGAUGAAUACAUAGAUAGAAAGAGAGAGAGAGAGAUCGGUGAAUUCGAAGAGAUCACGAGCAAAAUGCAAUUGGCAGCGACGCAAAGGCCUCACCCACCACCAGUGCCGCCACGACCCAGUCGGCAGGUGGUCGCAGAAGCCCUUAAAAGAUCACCAAGGCCGCCCUGCCCGACCAGGCAGGCCCCACCACCGCCCAACACCAAACCGUGGAGAUCCGAUCGAGAUCGGGCGAACAAUCGGCAACAGGUGUAUCCCGCUCCUGUUGGGCGCACGCUUGUUUACGAAUCUUCGAUCAAAGAGUCGUCGCUUCCCAAAGAAACGAGCAACGAAAGCGGCGGCGAUUGCGAUUCGCCGCUCGACAAGAAUCGCGAACCCGUUUCUCGAGCCGCGAGUGAAAGGCGCGCGGACGAGGACGACUGGACGCGUGGAAAUCCGCGGGAAAGGCGGCACCGCGUACCCGACCAGGAACAUCGGCCAAAUUCCACUACUGAAUCGAGCCCCAACACCGACGCCACCGCCGCCGCCGCUUCUUCCUCGUCUCCUCUACCGCGAGAGAAAGAGGAUCGCUCGAGCCCGUGUCACUCUGUGUCUCUGCUCGAACAUGCGCCCUCUAAAGAACGCUCCUUCAAUGGAGCAACCACGUCUGGUGAGAGAUCGCCGGUAAGCGAGAAAUCGAUAAGCAACGUCGACAGAACGUCGACUGGGACGAGCGAGAAAGCGAGAAUCGAGUCAGAAUCGAUAAUUUCUCGCGCGAAGGAAACGACCGUUUGCGACAACGAUGCCAAAAUUACUGGGCUCGAGUCGCGCGUAUCUCUGGACGAGGUACAGUGUUGUCACAUUUCGCCCGAUGUUUCGGAAUCGAAGAAAAGCGGGGAAAGGGGAGGCCCAAGUUUUUCAGAGAGAAACCAAUGCUCGGAGAGAAGCAAAGCUGAUGGCUCGACGCGAUUGCCAACGCCAAGCCAGAGAUCGUGUCUCGUGAAAUAUCGAGACUCGGCGAGGAAAAACGCGGAAAGUUCCACCGCGAUCCAAUCUUCGGUUUCGAACGUUGACCGUGCCACAGUGGUUGUUAUCGACGAAUCGGACCGUAAAGCCGCAUCCAACGAUCAUCCUGAUCACUGUGACGAUCGCAAUCACCACGUUAACCAACAUAACAACAACAACAACAAGGAGAAUGCGGAGAAUGACAACGACAAUGAUAACAUUCAUCGACAAGACUGGUUGGAAGCCGGUGUUCAUUAUUCGUCCACGCAGAUCAGAUUGUCCGGAGAAGAUGGCGACGUUAUCGAUGGAAGUCGAGUCAAUGGAUUUGAUCGUUGUGAAAACGAGAAAUUCGGGGACUUUAAUGUUCCAAGCAUACAAGAAAGGAUCGCUAUGUCUUCCCUGCAAGGUCUACCACCGUUACCGAGGAGUCUUAGUGGGUUCAAUUUGAGUGGUGGACGAAGCGAGGGUUGCGAACCACCUCCGCCGCCCACUAGAUCUUCCAGUAAAACGCAAAGAGGCGGUAAAACCCCGAUCCAAUCAUCGUCCAGGCCAUCACCUCCUGCUAGACAGCUUACCACAUUGGAUACACAACUGGCUAUACUGAGGAGAGAAAUGUUUGGUCUUCGACAAUUGGAUCUUUCUUUGCUCGCUCAACUUUGGUCAUUAAACGAAUCUAUUCAAGAAUUUCGACAACUUUUACAAGAACAAGAAGACAGAGCACCAUCCCCUUCCCCUAGCAGUGAAGAAGGGGAUGACACCUCUUAUGGAACUCAUCCUCCACCACCUCCGAGAAGACCAGCUCCUGGUGUACAUUUACACAGACCGCCUAGGCCACCCAGACCGCCUAGGCCACCUCCUAAUGACGAAUCGCCAUCUAGCGAGGAAUACGGAGCUGUUUGACGCGUACAGCUACAGAUUGUUCGCAUUUUAAUCCGUCUUUCUCGACUAUUUGAUUGUAAACUUUUACGCGUUAUAGUAGAUAAAAAAUCUUGUUUAAGGAAUUAGUAGAAACUGAAUUCGGCGAUUUAGAUAGCGAUCGAUGUACGGUCGCUUCUAUCUGUACAAGUUCUAACGAAGUUAUUAGAAUACAAUCUAAUGCAUCGUUAUGAAAAACUUAUUGAUGCUCGAAGGUACCUGUAAUAUUACGGAGACAUCGGAAAAAUUAACUAUUCAAGAACUGUUUUUUCUAAUUACAAUCCAUCGUUUCACGUGUCUCUGCAAAAUCAUAAUUGCAUCGCAUAAAUUUAUGGAAGAUUAACUAUUAGGAAACAUAUAUCAUUCGUUGACCCACGAAUUUAUCAAUGUCAAUCCAGAAGAACAACGAUCCUCUUUCUCUUAUAUAUAUAUAUAUUAGUAGAUAUAUUUCUUAUUAGGUAAGGAAGAAGUUUAUUGUCCUUGAUGAGAACUAUUUUCGUUCAACAUGCUCUUUUUCUCUAUUUGUGAUAUAGCAGUCGAAGGGGCCUUUAAUUAACUACGAUAUACAUUCGUUUGCGCUAAUCGAGAAUUAUCCAUGAUCAUUGAUUGGAAGACAUUACAAAAGAUCCGAGCCUACGGGAUAAUAAAAAACGGCUAGUGAGAUCCAAAGAACCGCAUUCGAAAGUUCUUGUUUCUUCCAUGUUUCUUCACUAUUACGUCCAUUACAGAAUUUUUUUUUUUCUUGUUAAAGUAAAACGCACUGAUACGCCAGACGAUAAGAAUUUUCGAAUUACGAUACAACGUAUAAAGAUUUAUGUAGAUUAAUUCGAGUGUGUAAAAUAAAGGAAAGAACAAAUGAUAUGGAAAA